AAAGAAGAGCAAUAGCUGUUCCUUAAUGACUCUUAAAAUCAGCGGCUUCUGAGUGUAUCUGUGUGCUCCUAUACACCACCCCACCCAUUUUUGCAAUCCCUCCCCUUUCAAAAUCACAAACUGCCCAAUCAAGACGCUACAGUGCUAGAGUGUAGAUGAAAUUGAGAACCUCUUUGCUUUUCCUCCCUUCACAGAAACUACUGUCCUUGGUUUGGAAUCGAAGCUGCUGAUGCAGCCAGUCCUGUGAGCCUGCCUAUGUGGAUACAAGGUCUCCUUUAAAAAAAGAAAUAAAAGGACAUACUGUUUCUGCACACUACUAUGGGACUUUGAGAUGCUGUUUUCUUUCUGUGGCAUGCCUGUGUCUUAGCCCCAGCUGUAUCAUGUCUUCCAAAAAGGUAGAAGAAUCUGAGAAUGUCUUUGAUUUAAACGAGGCGAUUCCAGAGACAGAGCUCCUGGACAGCAGCCUGCAGAAAGCUCGUGCCCAGCUCUCCAUCAAAGCCAAGAGGCACCGGCCCUCCCGUUCCAGACUGCGGGACAGCUUCAGCUCCACGGAGGGAGAUGAGAGCUUGGACAGGAAGUCGUCGGAUAGCUACGGCAGCCCCCUGCACAGUAUGCGCUCCCCACUUCACACUGUCCUGCGGGGGUCCUCCCCCUCUCCAGACUCCCUCCUCUCCUCCUCCUCUCCUCUCCUGAGGGGCACCGCCUUCUCCUUCGACACCUCUGUGGUGCGACGGACCAUGGAGAUGGGAGAGACCCUGCCCUCUGCCCCUCGCGCUCGCUACCAGCCCCUCACCAACGCCUCAUCGCAGGAGGCUUUGGGCUCCACGCCCACCAGCUCCCCCUCCAAGUCCUGCCCCAGCUCAGAUAGCUCGCCCAUCUACGUGCGCAGAGAGAGGCGAACCGAAAGUGAAGAUGACAGCAGGGACACAAGCCCAGCAGAACCUGGGAGCCCCACUGUGGUAAUGGACAAGAAGACCAGGCGGAGGUUCCUGGAUCUUGGGGUCACGCUGCGCAGGUCCUAUGGGAAGGGCAGGAAGGAGAAGACCUCCAACAGGCUCUCUGUGGGAAACCGGGAGCCCUCGGAAAGUCCUUCCAGGUCCUCAGGGUCACCGUUCAUGCCUUUCUCCUGGUUCACGGAUAGCACAAAAGGCUCUGCAUCACCCAGCAGCACCCGCUCCUGCUCUCCAAAGAACAUCUCUGAAGGCUGCAGCCCCCGCAAGUCCAAUUCCCAGGAAUCCACCCUAAGUGAUGACUUCUGCCCUAGGAGUCCCCGAGCUUCCAGCGGCUCAGUGGCUGAAUCGAAAUCCUCACACCCCUACCAGACUCUUUCCCAGUCCUCUGACGAGCUCCUUGAUGAACCGGUUUGCUUGGUGUCCGCUUGGACCACCCAGCAGGUGUGUCAGUGGCUGAAAGGGUUAAACAUGGAGCAGUACAUCCCAGAAUUCACUGCCAGGGACAUUGACGGGGAACAGCUACUGCAGCUGGACGGGAGCAAGCUGAAGGGCCUGGGGGUGACCAGCUCUACAGACCGCUCCCUCCUGAAGAGGUGGCUCAAGGACAUGCAGGCAGCAGCAGAGAAGGAACGCAAGUCUCUGGACAAGCUGGAGCGACAGAAAGAGAAGCAGCGCAGGAGGGACCAAGGGCAGAGGAGGAUCUAGGCAGAGCCAGCAGCCCCAGGACCCAGGACCCAGGACCCAGGGCAUGGCAAUCAGGUGCCUGGCAAUCAGGCAGCCAGGCAACGGGGGCUCCUCCCGGUGUAACCUGGCACGACAGAGCAUGAGUCAGCAUGAUGGGGGCUCUAAAGGGUCCAGGGAGCACAGGGACAAAAGUCAGUGAGACUUUUCUAGUGUAGGAGAGCAUGUCUAUGGCAGUUGUGUAUCAGUACUGUUGACAUACAAACCAAACAAAUUUACUAGUCUUCCAUGCAUGGAUACAUUUAGCUACUCGGGCCACCAAUGAGACGAGUUUAGUAAACAGUAUGUUUAAAUUAAUACAACCAUAACUGUAAAACGGGUGGCCAAAGUUCGGCCUACCGCUCCAGGUCUUUGUGUCAACACUGUUCUAAAUUGUUUAAUUGAACUAAUUAAUCCUCCACUCAGACCCUGAAGAUUUUAAUCACUUUAGCUGCUAAACCUGGCUUGGAAUGGCCCUCCUGGACCAUGACUGGUCACCCCUGUUGUAAAAAACUAGAAAAAUGAGGGGGUAUUACUUGUCAUUGAAACGUUUGUCUUCAUUUAAGGCAUUAGGGUUAUUUCUGGUUCUUUCACAUGGAAGAAAGGGUAUAACUAAUUAUAAUAGACUGAUUUGGUAAAUGCUUUCAUCGCAGCAAUGAAGAUACUACAUAGAGAAACGUUUCAGCUAUCCAUCAUGCUGAAUUUACACAAAAUAUUGAGUUUUCUGAUAUGACGGACAUUGCGAAUGGAUGGAUUGUGUUCCAUUACCAUAGACAAGCUCUCCCUAGACUCCGUCUUAGGAAAGCAGAGCGCUCAACCUGUAAGGUAUGGCUGACAGAAGCAAUUGAUGCUUAUGGUGAGUUUAAACAAUGGGUAGGCAUUGGCCCCACUGCAAAGCGGGUAUGAGGAAAGUUUACAUACACGUCCAGUAAUUGCUCAUUCAAUCAACUUGUGGCGUAUUUCCCACCCCGCCCCGCCCCCCAACUAACUGUCAUAUUCCUGACAGUCUGAGGACUCUGCUUCCCUGCAAUGUAGUCUAGGAUAAAGGGGUGGGUAUGUGCUCUGGUUUGCUGGGUCACCUGUUUCAUAAUCAACUCUUUUAUUAAGAAACAUUUAUACAAACAAUAGGAAAUAGCAUACUGCACCUCCUUACUGCUGGAACCUCAGCACUGGAACAGAUGACAAAUGAAAUGUGCAUCACAGGAGCAGCUUUCAUAGUCAAAAGUUGUGUAAAAGUUGCGCCAUCAGUGCUAGACGAAUGUGUCUCAAAGUGUCAUUUUACAACUUCCUGCGGGGAACUGCUACAUCGUUUUUGCUCCAGGUUAGCUUGUUCUGUAAAAUAUUUUGAUGGUUCAAUGAAGUCCAAGUUGACCGUUUUGUAAAACGUAGUAGUCUUGCUCUGCAACACAGUGUAUAAUAAAACAAGAGGAAUUUAACUGAGAUAAUGCAAGGAACAAGGGCAUUCUUCAAGAGCCUACAAACAUCUAUCAUGGUACGUCUUAGGCAUUCCUGGACAGAGAUGUGUCCAUUGAAACUGGGACUAACCCAGUAACACGGUCCACAUCUGAAAUCCUUUGAGGGUCACUGAAUCUUCCACCUUUUGACUGCUUUCUCUUAGGACUCACUGCCUGUCCCAGGACUCCUGGCAAAGAGAGGUGCUGAAUGAAUGUUCCUGUAAACAUCCUGUGAAAUGGGCAGAUUGACAUUGGCCAACAGAACGGUGCUCAAUUCAAGUUUGAUUUAAAGCUUGAUUUAAAGCCAGGAGCAAGAUGUUUAUCAUCUGUUUUGCCACCAAUCCCCUAUACAAUGCCUCAAUAACAUUGGUAAAACUGUCUGCACAACAAAUAAACAGUAAAUUAUACAUAUAUUAAUAAUGUUAAAAGCAUUCUCUAUUUGAAUGAUGGAAUAACUGUGACCCCCCCCCCCCCAAUCUCAUAAAUGUAACUCUUUUUACUUACUGUGAUUGCCUAAAAUGAUACACACACAAACACACGCACAGGACCUUGAUUUAAAAUGUGCUGUGUGGAUUCCACUAGAUGGCGCUGGUUGCCUAUCACAAUCUGGUUUUAAAAGCAGAAAAGACUAUGAACUUUACUCAUAGUUGUAAUGGCAGUAUUGUACAGUAGGUGUCAUACAAGAAUUUAUGAAAGUCAUUACAGGUAAAAAAAAAAAAAAAAAAUGUACGUGUUUUGAUAUUUUCAACAUAUGGACAUAUAGACAAUUCCAACUGAGGACCAUGCAUGUAUGUAUGUAUGUAUGUAUGUAUGUAUGUAUGUAUUUAUUUCUUUAUUUAUUUAUUGAUCAUUUCUUUGCCACAAUGUUAUAAGUUUAAUAAGAGUAUUGGAUUGUAACCAUAGGCCAUCACUUGUAAUCUAGGAUGCAAACCAGUAUUCGUGUGGUAGAAGAUUUUGGCCUAUAUUUUCUACUGUGGCAAAAUACAGGCCAACUUAAUACAUUUUUGACAUAGGACAUUUUCCCCUCUCUGGAUAACCAAGUGAAAAAAGAUAAUGUCUUUAUGCAAACAAAACUGUAUUAAUCCAUAAUUAGUAUGACCCUAAAACAAUAAUAAACAUAAAUUAUGUUCACCAUAAAUUAUGACAAGAAAUUUACAGAGUAACAUGGUGCUUGCCUGUACUACUGCGUGUUGUUAUUUAAAAAUAUAUGACUCUAGUGUGUCCACUAGUUAAAGCUAUAUUGAAACAUUCCUUCAAAAAUAAACUGUUCUUCCUCAUAUGGUUAAUAGUUUUAAAUUACUACGUUUAUUUACAAUGCUUUGUUAGUUAAUUAACCAGUAAUUACAAACCAUUGCUUUCCCCAGGGCUGUGUAUCUUUAUCCUUACUACAAAGUGGUUCUACCACGUUAUUGACUCUGUGUGUAAUGCCUAUCUGAUGCAUUAAAAAAUAACUUUGCAGCCAAGGCUACGGAAUUUGACCACAAAAUAAAAUGUUUAGGCCCUUCCCACAUGUCUCGAUCAUACAGUACCUCCUCUUUUCAAAACCGUGAGCACACACAAGACAGCCUUUCUCACGCUGUAUUUCUGUGUAUGAGAUUUUUCUGCUUUCAUCGUAUGCAACUCAGAAGUACAAGUAAGUUUA
Messenger RNA from Polyodon spathula (Mississippi paddlefish), 4769 nucleotides. RefSeq names its product sterile alpha motif domain-containing protein 14-like. Bases 381 to 1658 code for a protein of 425 amino acids. NCBI's taxonomy places the organism in Eukaryota, Metazoa, Chordata, Actinopteri, Acipenseriformes, Polyodontidae. Gene Ontology annotation, molecular function: actin filament binding. The transcript is spliced from 10 exons. The record is from RefSeq and is a predicted model, not a curated record. Gene Ontology annotation, biological process: calcium-mediated signaling; actin filament organization; neuron projection development. Gene Ontology annotation, cellular component: actin cytoskeleton; dendrite; postsynaptic density.